AUGUUUCAGCAAGUGGGCCAACUAAAGGAAGAAAUAAAGGGAAAAGAUGCAGGGUUGCUGAAGCAGCAUUUCGAACAUAGAAGAAUAACAUCAGAAAAUGAAAAGCUGAAGGAUGACCUGGGCAAGGCUGAGAAGAAACUUGGCUCUCUUGAGCAGAUCAUUGCACGUGAAAUUAAGAAGCUUGAAGAGACAAUGCAAGAGGCCACGGCUGAGAAGGCCAACCAGGCAAAGGAGUUCUCAGCGGUAUGGUAA
This is a messenger RNA of Eimeria necatrix, 252 nucleotides long. RefSeq lists its product as hypothetical. Lineage: Eukaryota; Apicomplexa; Conoidasida; Eucoccidiorida; Eimeriidae. The record is from RefSeq and is a predicted model, not a curated record. Bases 1 to 252 code for a protein of 83 amino acids. The transcript has 2 exons.